CCCCAGGAAGAGAGAGACCUUGCAGGAAAACUACACGGAAUAUGAAUGCCAGCUUUUUAAAGAGGGGAGAUUACAAUACAGGAAUAAAGAUGGGAGAAAAAUGGAAAAGACAACAAAAGCUGUGGCAUGCGCCACAUAUCCCUUGCAUCCGAGUCCCUCGCUCUGCCUCUGACACGCCAUUGUUGAAGGACCUAACCCCAGGGCAGCAGCGCUAUUUUUACAGCAUCAUGAGGAUUUACAGCCCCAGGCCCCAGUGGGAGGCCCUGCAGACCCGCUACAUUCACAGCCUUCAGCACCAGCAGCUGCUUGGGUAUAUUACUCAACGGGAGGCCUUGGCCUGUGCAGCUGUACUAAGAGAUUCAACCAAAAGAGCCUCAGCCAAGGCAGGUCCUCAUAGAACCGUCCCCCUGAGAGCCGCGGGCAGAACAAGAACUCAGCCCUCAGCACGACCUGUGUGUGUGGUUCCACUCAGGGCCCGAAGCACAAGGCUCCCAUCCCCCAGGUCCAGGGCUGUCCACAAGCUCUGAACAUGUGGGCGCCCAUGUUUCCCUGGCAUCUAGUGAGUAUUUUGUACAUAUCUGUUGAAUAGGAAUAAAUAAAAGAACAUCCAAUACAAACCCCACACCUGGAAAUAAUCUCUCCCAUUCACAUCCAUUUUACCAGCAAGAACAAGUAGAAAGGUUUAAGAGCAACAGAGCUACGAGUAAGCAAGCCUACAGUGGGAGAAGGAAAGAGUGCGAUGAAUGGAGAAAGUAGCGUCCACAUAUACACACUACUGUGUGCAAAACAGACAGCCGGUGAGGAGUCGCCGAAUCACACAGGGAGCCUGGCCUGGCGCUGUGAUC
Molecule: messenger RNA, 845 nt
Organism: Odocoileus virginianus texanus
Lineage: Eukaryota; Metazoa; Chordata; Mammalia; Artiodactyla; Cervidae
Gene: FAM216B
Product: family with sequence similarity 216 member B
Source: RefSeq, a predicted model, not a curated record